AUGGUGAUAAAUCAGCUUCAAACAAUCUGUAAUUGGUUUUCCAAACAACCUUUUCCUGUUCAAGCUACUGUUGUUACUACUGCCAUUGCAAUCCACGGAGCUGCUCUCGGUGGUCUAGUCGGAGGCGUAGCUCAGGUUGCUGCGCAUGUCUUUCCAAAGCGUUCACUUGCCAUUAAGGCUAAAUUUGCUAGUUCCAUGGUAGAAGCUCGUAUGUUUGCUGCUGUGCUAGGCACCCAUUCCAGUAUAUAUUUUAUUAUGGGAAAUAUUAGAGGGAAAGACGAUGUCUACACUCGAAUGGCAGCAGGUUUUGGUGCUGGAGCCGCUGGAAGUAUACUUAAAGAAGUGGGACUCCCUCCUGGACCAAGACUUCUAAUACUUGACCACAUUGAAAAUGAUCCUGAACUACAAAAGAUGCGGCAUGGACGUGCUCGACGAAACUGA
Messenger RNA from Papaver somniferum (opium poppy), 441 nucleotides. RefSeq names its product chloroplastic import inner membrane translocase subunit HP30-2-like. The transcript has 2 exons. Gene Ontology annotation, cellular component: chloroplast inner membrane; TIM22 mitochondrial import inner membrane insertion complex. Bases 1 to 441 code for a protein of 146 amino acids. The record is from RefSeq and is a predicted model, not a curated record. Gene Ontology annotation, biological process: protein insertion into mitochondrial inner membrane; protein targeting to chloroplast. Gene Ontology annotation, molecular function: transmembrane protein transporter activity. NCBI's taxonomy places the organism in Eukaryota, Viridiplantae, Streptophyta, Magnoliopsida, Ranunculales, Papaveraceae.